AUGCCGCAAGCUCUCCCUCCGCAAGACGACCCAGAUUUGGUCGCCCCGACGUACGUCCCACACGUCCCACUCCAACCGCUCACGAGCGAGAACGAGAAAAAUCCAGAUUUGGCAUCCUACCCUGUCAACGAAAAUGCGUUCAAAAACGAUCCGUUUUUCCACGCGCACAAAUCUAUGUUCCCGGACGGAGAGACGAUGCCUAUUCGGGUGAAAGUAUCCACCGCGUGGCACAACUUACCGUCUCGAGAGAAGUUACAAUCGAAAGGCCACGUGGUGCACGUUCCGAAAAACGGGAACAUCACCAUCCGAAAGUUCAAAGAACAACUCUCGGAAUUAGACGGUUUCCCAGACGCGACGAACAUGCAACUCCUCUGGUUCGCCAAAGUCCUCGGUCGAAAAUACGACUACGACGACCUCCCUCGAGGCAAAUCAACCGACCAGCUCAACGAAUACAUCCCAGACGAACACAAGCUCACUUUGAACGAUUACAACGUCAUCCCGUGGCUCCUUAAAUUCCCGGAUUGGGAAAUCGUCGCCACCGUCCUCGACCGUGCGCCCGUCGACCGCUACGAAGCCAUCCACCGCGCCGUCGCCGAACAAAAAGGCGUCAAAGAUAUCGAUAAGCACAUACGAAAGUUGAAAAAAACCGAAAAGUGGACGACGUUUUUGGAAACCGACGUGGAACAAACGAGGAAAAAUCGUGAAAGUCGUUUAGGGCCCGGGGCUUAA
Molecule: messenger RNA, 729 nt
Organism: Bathycoccus prasinos
Lineage: Eukaryota; Viridiplantae; Chlorophyta; Mamiellophyceae; Mamiellales; Bathycoccaceae
Exons: 1
Coding region: 1-729 (242 amino acids)
Source: RefSeq, a predicted model, not a curated record